Molecule: messenger RNA, 1527 nt
Organism: Aspergillus ibericus CBS 121593
Lineage: Eukaryota; Fungi; Ascomycota; Eurotiomycetes; Eurotiales; Aspergillaceae
Product: putative iron-regulated transporter
Exons: 6
Coding region: 1-1527 (508 amino acids)
Biological process (GO): iron ion transmembrane transport
Cellular component (GO): membrane
Molecular function (GO): iron ion transmembrane transporter activity
Source: RefSeq, a predicted model, not a curated record
AUGGCGACCUAUGCAUUGAUCCCGACCCACGGGGAAUCUCGACCAUCGGGCGACUCUUUGGACCCGAUCGAACCAUUUCUGUCCCGACCGUCGUCAUCCGGGUCCUCAGCUCAUCGGAGUCCAGCUCGGGUCCUGAUCCGGCUGUAUAUCUCCCAUUUCCUGUCAACAUGGAACUCGCGCAUGUUUGAGUUUGGGGCCGUCUUGUUCCUGGCCACCAUCUUUCCCGGGACAUUGCUGUACGCCUCGGUCUAUGCUCUGGUGCGGUCCCUAUCCGCGGUAGUCUUGUCAUCCUGGCUCGGAUCGGUGGUGGACCGAUCGAACCGGCUGCGUGCAAUUCGGCAUUCCAUUAUCUGGCAGCGACUCCCCGUGGCUGCCUCCUGCGCAUGUUUUGUGGCUCUACUUGCGCCGUCUACAGCCACGGUUACGUCCCUGAUCUUUGUGGCCGUGGUUCUGCUCGCUUGCGUGGAAAAGCUGGCUGCUACAGCGAACACGGUGGCGGUUGAGAGAGAUUGGGCGAUUGUUGUGUCGCGUGCUCUGGACAUCCCCCGACAAGGUAUGUGGCUGACAGACCUCAAUGCAUCCAUGAGACGAAUUGACCUUUUCUGCAAGCUCUUAGCUCCGGUUGUCAUAUCCUUGAUUGACGGGUUCUCAACCAGGAUUGCUAUCUGGACCGUCUUGGGAGUCAAUGUCUCUUCUGUUGUGGUUGAAUAUAUUGCAAUUGCUCAGGUGUAUACGUCCAUCCCUGAAUUGGAGCGUUGUCAAGGUCGGGACAAUGGAAUCGAAGAUGAACCUGAGUCCGGUCAGGCGAGUGACGCAGCCUGUCGGAUACCCCAGUACAUCGCCAAGGUUGCUGCCCCAUGGCAAGAGUAUGUGGCCAGCUCCGUAUUUCUGGCCUCCCUUGCCCUGAGCCUGCUUUACCUCACCGUACUCUCGUUUGGCACUACCAUGGUUACGUAUCUGCUCCACACCGGAUUUACCCCGCUGCAGGUCAGCGCGAUGAGGAUCGGCGCCGUCAUUGCAGAGCUAUCUGGGACGUGGGCAGCCCCCUUCAUCAUGGACAGAAUUGGGCCCAUCCGGUCAGGCCUGUGGUUUCUCAACUGGCAGUUUGGCUGCCUGGCCGCUGCAGUGGCGGUAUUUGCUUUCCUUGAUAACCAGUCUCAGGUGGUGGCCGUGAGUCUGAUCGUUGGCGUGGCACUCAGCCGAAUUGGACUGUGGGGGUUCGAUCUGUCGGUGCAGUUUCUGGUACAAGAGGGUGUUGACGAACAUGCUCGUGCGCGGUUCUCAUCCACGGAAAUGGCGCUCCAAAACAUCUUCGAGCUUUUCUCCUUUGCCACCACCAUCGCCUUUCCCCUGCCGGAACAAUUCAAAUAUCCCGUCUAUAUCAGUUACGGAGGGAUUGGCAUGGCCGCCAUCUGCUUUGCGACAUAUGUCCGCAAGGAACGGGGGCAUCUGCUGCAUACCUCCAAGUGCUUUGGGGGAGAGAAGAAGAUAUCGACCCCUCAGGAUGAAAUCAUGCACAGCGCAUGA